AUGAGUAGUAAUGAAUUGUCUAUAAUGAAUCAGUUAAAUUCUAUAAAUUUAUAUCAAUCAAAUAAAGAAUAUCAAAUUCCAAUGAUUUCUACAUUAAAUGAUUUCAUUGAAACCAUAAGAAUGAUAUUUAAUGAAGAUCAUAUUGAUAUCAAUGAAGUAUAUACAAUUUUAAAGAAUUUUCAAUGUGAUUUCUCAGAAUGGAGCAAAUAUAUAUUUUAUAAUAAAACAAAAUACACACGUAAUUUGAUAGAUGAAGGUAAUGGAAAGUACAAUCUAUUAUUAUUAUGCUGGAGUGAAGAUCAAGGGACAGGAGUACAUGAUCAUGCUGGAGCUGAUUGUUUUGUCAAAAUUAUAAAAGGUCAAAUAAAAGAAACUAUUUACGAUUGGCCAAACAUUUCAAUCCAAAAACUUCAUAUAACUCUACUAAUGAAACUGAUUCUCCAUUAG
This is a messenger RNA of Schistosoma mattheei, 447 nucleotides long. NCBI's taxonomy places the organism in Eukaryota, Metazoa, Platyhelminthes, Trematoda, Strigeidida, Schistosomatidae. The record is from the annotation of a GenBank genome assembly.